Molecule: messenger RNA, 791 nt
Organism: Thalassophryne amazonica
Lineage: Eukaryota; Metazoa; Chordata; Actinopteri; Batrachoidiformes; Batrachoididae
Gene: pole3
Product: polymerase (DNA directed), epsilon 3 (p17 subunit)
Exons: 4
Coding region: 1-456 (151 amino acids)
Biological process (GO): heterochromatin formation; leading strand elongation; DNA damage response
Cellular component (GO): epsilon DNA polymerase complex; CHRAC
Molecular function (GO): chromatin DNA binding; protein heterodimerization activity
Source: RefSeq, a predicted model, not a curated record
AUGGCAGAGAGACCGGAGGAUCUGAACCUCCCCAACGCGGUCAUCACCCGGAUCAUCAAAGAGGCGCUCCCAGACGGUGUGAAUGUGUCUAAAGAAGCGAGGAGAGCCAUUUCCCAAGCAGCCAGUGUGUUUGUGCUCUACGCCACGUCCUGUGCGAACAACUUUGCAAUGAAGGCAAAAAGAAAAACUCUGAAUGCAGGAGACGUCUUGGCCGCGAUGGAGGAAAUGGAGUUCGAACGAUUCCUGGAGCCUCUCAGAGAAGCUUUAGAAGUGUAUAAAAAAGGCCAGAAGGGGAAGAAGGAUGUUUCGGAGCAGAAGCGCAAAGAUAAGGAGAAGAAGAACGAUUCAGAGACCAAUAAAAGUAGAGAAGAGGAGGAUGAGGAGUGCAUGGAGGAGGAGCCUGAAGCCGACGCUGAGGGGGCGGUGACGGCAGAGGAGGAGGAGGUGGAGAACUGAGACCGCUGGAACAUCCAGAACCUGCAUCUCCUCCACUGAGGUCAGGGGGUGAUGGCAUUUAAUCAACCCUCCAGGCCAAACUACCAUGACCUCACAGGGGGCGGAGUUACAGCUCCAGGUGUCUUCAAACACGUCUACUGAUGUCAGAGUCCAUCAGCAGAUGGGACACAAUGAAAAGAUAUACAAGUUUUGUUUUGUUACUUCAGUCUGAUCCAUAAGUAUUUGGACAUCUUUGGGGCAUUUGGUUUUGUCUGUUGAGCAAAUUUCAGUUUAACCAAAUAAUUCAAAGUGUGUUCUUACAGUUUAAUUAAAUUAUCAAACCUGGAUGAACAGCA